AUGAAUACAUACGAUAUUCUUCUCUAUUCUACCUUCUAUGUUGGAAUUGUUUGUGUGUUCAUAGCAGAGUUUUACAUCCCCCAACUUUUAAAGUAUGGUAAGACUUGGAAAGCGUCAAAUAACUAUUGGUUUAACCUAACAUGUUCGAAGAGUACGUUUACCCAUUUCUAUCUGAUAGCGAUUGUGUUGAGUACUUAUAACUUGUUUGAAAAACGUAACUUGCUAACACUUUGUGUGUUCAUCCACAGCAUAAGGAGAUUGUACGAGUGCUUUUUCAUCACCAAAUGGGGUCAUUCUAAGAUACAUUUGAGCCACUAUUUAGUUGGUAUCUGGUUUUACACUACGUUGAACAUUGGCAUUGCGUUCAAGAAUGGAGAAACUGAAAACCGGUUAGUCUCCGUCGUAAUGUUCAUAGCAGCUUCUCUGGACCAAGCGGUUAACCACCAGCAUUUAUCGAAAUUAAAGAAGUACUCGAAACCAAGUUAUGGGCUAUUCAGGUAUAUAUGCUGUGCACACUAUUUCGAUGAGUUUGUAAUUUACCUGUCGUUUCUACUAAUGAACGUCGGUACGCGGGCAUUGUUAGCACAUUGUGUCGUCUGGAUCCUAGUUAAUUUAGGCACUAGCAGUCAUGAGACUGGGAAUUGGUAUUUACAAAAAUUUGGAUAUAGACCUAGAUGGUAUAUGUUACCAUAUGUAUUUUAA
Molecule: messenger RNA, 702 nt
Organism: Kluyveromyces marxianus DMKU3-1042
Lineage: Eukaryota; Fungi; Ascomycota; Saccharomycetes; Saccharomycetales; Saccharomycetaceae
Gene: DFG10
Product: putative polyprenol reductase
Exons: 1
Coding region: 1-702 (233 amino acids)
Biological process (GO): dolichol-linked oligosaccharide biosynthetic process; polyprenol catabolic process
Cellular component (GO): endoplasmic reticulum
Molecular function (GO): 3-oxo-5-alpha-steroid 4-dehydrogenase activity
Source: RefSeq, a predicted model, not a curated record